GAGAGAGAGAGAGAGAGAGAGAGCUUUGGGUGCUGGACUCCAUGCUUGUGGCCAAAAAUUCAUGAAGAAAUUUAUCUUGAUUUUCUUGCCUUCACACACUCUUUUAUUUGAUCUUACUUGGUUUUAAUCUGUUCCUCCUUCAUGCUACUUUCUCCUGUCCGCUCUUUUCCUUAUUAUCCGUCUAGAGAAUGAUUUUGUCCAUUGUUGCACUGCUCCAGCUGGUGCUUACGGCAUUUGCACAAUCUAGCGCCAAUGACGACUUAAUGUCCUUUGUGACGCUCCCGGAUGUCAAGGCGUUAAAAUAUGAAGUGUACUACAAGGACCGCGAUCGCGUCAGCCCGGGCUACUGGUUCGUCGCGCCUUAUGGGAAAAUCGACCCGGAACCUCCGUCGCAACAAUACAAGCCAUACCAGAUUGGACCCUAUAUUUAUGAUGGCGAUGGGAUGCUCAUCUGGGCUGGCUCGCCCAUGUUUGAUAACCGCAACAUCUUCGAUUUCAAGGCUGUCCACAGCAUUGGUGACAAACCACACCUGUCCUUGGUCUGGCAAAUGGCGUACGAUCACUCGGACAAUGGAUAUGGCGUUAUACUAGAUAAUGCCUAUAACAUCAAAAAGAAGAUUCCGAUGCCGGACGAGUACGGCGCCUUUGAUAUACACGAGUUUAAUAUCCUUGACGAUGGCAAAACGGCUAUGGCCAUCACCUACCGGGAACAUGAAAUCGCCUUGGACACGAUGGAUCGUCCUGGCGAGCAUACGUAUGUUUUGUCGGGCGGGUUCGUCAAAAUAGAUUUGGGCUCGGAGAAGAUUAAUUAUGUCUGGGAUGGUGUCGACAAAGUUGCCCUGAGUGAAUCUGUCACGGUCAACAAGGAGACCCCUCCCGUGGGGGCGCCAGGAUGGGAUUAUGUCCAUAUCAACGCAAUCGACAAGAAUGACGAUGGCGAUUACAUUAUCUCUUAUCGGUUUACCAACACAAUCUACAUGGUUUCGGGCAGGGAUGGCAAUAUUAUGUGGCGGCUGGGCGGGCAGUACACUGACUUUGAACAAGACUUCACAUUCUCCAAGCAGCACGAUGUGAAAUUCAUUGAAUCUAAUGGGACGCACCAUGUCAUUUCGAUCCUUAACAAUGCCUCUGAUGAAUACAGCAAUGACGAGGACGUAUCGUCGGCUCUUUUCAUUGAGCUGGAUACCAGCGCAUCCCCCAAGACUGCUAAGGUUAUCCGACGCUAUAACCGUCCCGAUGGUGGCCUCACCCGUCUCCGUGGCAAUACUCAGCUACUCCCAAACGACAACGUGUUUGUUGGAUGGAGCGAAAGGGGCUAUAUUUCUGAGUUCUCCCCUGAGGGUGACACUUUGCUAACGGCAAACUUUGCCUCCUCGCGCUAUUCGACCUAUCGUGCAUACAAGUUUGAGUUCACCGGCCGCCCUAGUGCACCUCCUGAUCUGGUUGCCUCUGUGUGGGGCACUGGUCAGACAGAUCUCUCGACUACCUUCUAUGUCAGUUGGAAUGGUGCCACCGAUGUCGCUGGAUGGAACUUCUACGCGCGGGCUGCGAAGAAUGGCCACCCUAUCCUUAUCGGCACCGCUAACAAGACCGAUUUUGAGACGAUGUUUAUCGCCCGCGGGUACCUGGACUGGGUGACCGCCGAAGCGGUUGAUCACGAAGGCCGAGUCCUGGGCACUUCUCGGGUCCAGAGAAGCAAGAUCCCCGAUAACUGGGCCGCAGCUGGGUUCGUGGGCGAUCUUAAAACCCUUAAACCAGAUGAUCCCAAGGUUUCCAAGUCGAACGAUAACAAGCAGAUAAUUGCUGGAGAGGCUGAUAGCAACAACAACUUGCAAUCCUCACAGCCGGCUGAUGCGGAUGUGAAGCAGAUCGCCCAGCUGGCACAUGAAACGUACGACCUCGUCCGAAACGUCAGUGGUGUUUUCGUCCUCAUCGUACUUUGCGGCAUCGUGUCUGGUAUCGCAGCCAGCAUCUAUCUCUUGAUCCGCCGUCGGAAAACGCAGCCUUACAAGCAUGUCCCAUCCGAUGACGUCCCAGAUGAGGAAAUCCGCCUCCAUUCUGUUGAGUGAUCUGCUGGCUGUUGUGUCCUAUCUUUUACAGCCAAGGCCUCUCGUUUUUGAGUGACUUAUGUACAUUAUACCCUUCGAUACCUAUAUACAUACGCAUAUCAUUUAUACAUCAUGUACGUUAAA
Messenger RNA from Aspergillus pseudotamarii, 2192 nucleotides. RefSeq lists its product as uncharacterized. The record is from RefSeq and is a predicted model, not a curated record. The coding region runs from base 189 to 2069 and encodes 626 amino acids. Lineage: Eukaryota; Fungi; Ascomycota; Eurotiomycetes; Eurotiales; Aspergillaceae. The transcript has 3 exons.